Saprolegnia parasitica CBS 223.65 is the source of this 417-nucleotide messenger RNA. RefSeq lists its product as hypothetical. NCBI's taxonomy places the organism in Eukaryota, Oomycota, Saprolegniomycetes, Saprolegniales, Saprolegniaceae. Bases 18 to 350 code for a protein of 110 amino acids. The record is from RefSeq and is a predicted model, not a curated record. The transcript has a single exon.
CCCGCAAGUCCUAAAGCAUGAUGGGCCAGACCAUGAGCGUUGCACCACCAGCCAUGCACGAUGAAAAUGGGCUGCUUCCAGUGCUCGACUGGCACAGCCUCGACAGCCACAGCCCGCUCUACCCGUACUUUGCCCACGUCUACUUUGGCGGAGCCGACCUCUUUUUGAGCAAGGCCGAUGUCACGGCGUUUGUCGGCGCCUUCUCGGACCAAGUGGCCUACGAAGGCAACGAGAUGGAUGCGUUCGAUGUUGACGCAGGGUUCGAAGCGCUUGCGAGCGAGAGCGGCCGGCCAGGCUACGUGCGCCUUUUGACUCUCAUUGAAGAACUCGGCCUCCUCGUCAGCGACUGAGGUUCUUUAGCUUCUUUGUGUCCCAACUAUCUAUCCAAUAUUGUACACUAUUCGUUUGCUUGAGCUC